GAGAGCAUUGGAGCCUCUGGAACAGAGGUACAGAGAGUCGUGAGCUGCCAUGUGGGUGCUGGGAAUUAAACCAGGUUUCUCUGGAAGAGCAGCCAGCGCUCUUAAAACCACUGAGCCAUCUCUCCAGCCCUCAGGUCAUCUUCUUAAUUAAUGAUUGAUGUGGAAAGGUCCAGACCACUGUGAGUGGGACCACCCCUGGGAAGGCUGAGUAAGCCAUGGGAAACAAGCCAGUAAGCAGCACCCUCCAUGGCCUCUGCAUCAGCUCCUGCCUCCAGCUUCCUGCUCAGUUCCUGUUCUGAUUUCCUUCAAAGAUGUGCAGUGAUGUGGAAGACAGGUGACUAGCCGAACACGUGUUUUCCUGGAAAACGUCCCGUGGCUCUAAGUGUCUAGGGAGCCCUACUUCUCUCUCUGUUUCUAUAACAGUAUCUCUAAAUGCCUUGAGUCCCUGGGCCCUUUCCUGUCGGUUUCAGGGUCUCACUGCAACCCUUGCUCCUUCCUUCCUUCCUUCCUGGGUCGUGUGUACUGCGGUUCCUUUAAGGCAGGCCCCGCCCUGGCCCGCCCUCCCGGGUCAGCCCCGGUGCGUAAGGCUCUGGCGGGGCGGCUGCAGGGCUCAGUGCUGAGCGGGCUCUGGCGCGAUGGCGAGCGCGGUCGUCAGGGUCGCCGGGCGGCGGCUGAGCCAGCAAAGCGCAUCCGGAGCCCCGGUCCUCCUGCGGCAGAUGUUUGAACCCAAGAGCUGCACCUAUACCUACCUUCUGGGUGACCGGGAGUCAAGAGAGGCAGUUCUGAUCGACCCCGUUCUGGAGACAGCGCAUCGGGAUGCUCAGUUGAUUAAGGAGCUGGGGCUCAAGCUGUUGUACGCUGUGAACACUCACUGCCAUGCUGACCACAUCACCGGCACGGGGGUUCUCCGGUCCCUGCUCCCGGGCUGCCAGUCUGUCAUCUCCCGCCUCAGCGGAGCCCAGGCUGAUUUGCAUAUCGGGGAAGGUGAUUCCAUCCGCUUUGGACGCUUUGCUUUGGAGACUCGAGCCAGCCCUGGCCACACUCCAGGCUGUGUCACCUUUGUCCUGAACGACCAGAGCAUGGCCUUCACUGGAGAUGCCCUGCUGAUCCGAGGGUGUGGACGGACAGACUUCCAACAAGGCUGUGCUAAGACUUUGUACCACUCUGUGCACGAGAAGAUCUUCACACUUCCAGGCAACUGUCUAAUCUACCCGGCUCACGAUUACCACGGGCUCACAGUUUCUACUGUGGAGGAGGAACGGACUCUGAACCCACGGCUUACCCUCAGCUGUGAGGAAUUUAUCAAGGUCAUGGACAACCUGAACUUGCCCAAGCCACAGCAGAUAGACAUUGCUGUUCCUGCAAAUAUGCGCUGUGGGGUCCAGACUCCACCCUCCUGAUUCGUCCCAGCCAGCUGCUCACAUCCGUUAUGAAUGCACUAGGAGGGGUGAGGGGAGGGGUGUCACCCCAGGGCCUCUCUCUUCUCCUACCUCUACUCUCACCAGCUACUUGAGCUUCUUAAAUAAAGUUUACUUCGUUUUUGCCACGAA
Molecule: messenger RNA, 1550 nt
Organism: Mus musculus (house mouse)
Lineage: Eukaryota; Metazoa; Chordata; Mammalia; Rodentia; Muridae
Gene: Ethe1
Product: ethylmalonic encephalopathy 1
Exons: 8
Coding region: 636-1400 (254 amino acids)
Biological process (GO): sulfide oxidation; glutathione metabolic process
Cellular component (GO): mitochondrion; nucleus; cytoplasm
Molecular function (GO): identical protein binding; iron ion binding; sulfur dioxygenase activity
Source: RefSeq, a predicted model, not a curated record